Molecule: messenger RNA, 882 nt
Organism: Torulaspora delbrueckii
Lineage: Eukaryota; Fungi; Ascomycota; Saccharomycetes; Saccharomycetales; Saccharomycetaceae
Gene: SRL4
Product: Srl4p
Exons: 1
Coding region: 1-882 (293 amino acids)
Molecular function (GO): oxidoreductase activity, acting on the CH-OH group of donors, NAD or NADP as acceptor
Source: RefSeq, a predicted model, not a curated record
AUGUUAUCAAAUGCUCUCUACAAUGCUGCAAAUGCGCUUUAUGGUACUUUUGGUGCUGGGAAAAGACUAGAUGAAAAGUCUGGUGCUGUUUUAAUUAUUGGUGGUUCAUCCGAUGGGCUGGGAAUCGAAUUAUGUUCUACCCUGGCAAUUGAUGACAAAGUUUAUAUCAUAAACAUCGAUUCACGCGACAUGGAACUGAUUUUAAAUUUCAAAGAUGCUGCUGUGGUUGCCAAAUACUAUAGAUUUAUUCCUUGUAGAGAUUUAUCCAAUGCCGAUCUUGUACUGGAAGCUUUAAACCAAGUCAAGAAUUUAAAACUACCCAUCACACUUUUCAUCAACAAUGUACAGGUUGGAUUUAGGACAAUCUACAGUAAUAAUUUUUCGAUUGGUUACAGAGGUAUUCCCAGGUUACAGCAAUUUGCAAGCGCAAACGUAACCAAUAUCAUGAUUGCCACUAAAUUCUUCUUAAAUGAGAUCGUCCCACAAACUGAAAAGUCGACCCAUGGGAAUGUCAAUUUUUACAUUGUGAAUUUGACCACUGUUUUAACGUUGGAUGCUCCUGAGUACGGCAUGGAAUAUGUAUCUUCAAAAGCUGCCUUAAAUCAAUUCCACGAUGGUCUAACGUCCGAAUUGGCGGUAAAAUCAACCAGGAAGCGUAUCAAGACCCUUCUAAUUUAUUUGCCACAUGCGCCUAAUGGCCAUGCUUGGGAAAUGAUGAGUACCGACCUCUGCGAGCAAGUAGUCGAAUGCUUGAAGAUGGGAAGACGAGGAUGUGCUAUGCUACGCGCUGAAGACGAAACUGCAUCUGGAGAUUUACACGGUAAAAUCCGUAAUGGUUAUCGAUACAGGGCUGGGGGUUUAAAGUCCAAAUGGACUACUUAG